Molecule: messenger RNA, 2881 nt
Organism: Portunus trituberculatus (swimming crab)
Lineage: Eukaryota; Metazoa; Arthropoda; Malacostraca; Decapoda; Portunidae
Gene: VhaAC45
Product: V-type proton ATPase subunit S1-like
Exons: 10
Coding region: 23-1312 (429 amino acids)
Cellular component (GO): proton-transporting V-type ATPase complex
Source: RefSeq, a predicted model, not a curated record
UACUGGAGUCACCUGAUCCAAGAUGGCAGCGACAAGUGUCAUUCUACUGCUGUGCUCCCUUUUUUCGGGAAUUUUAGCCAAAGAUCGAGUCCCAGUAUUGAUAUGGAACAACAACCAAGUGAAGGACAACUUCCCAGCAGUGCCAGCCCUACAGGCCAUUGACUAUGCUACAUUCCAGUCCAAGUACUUGGCAAACUUUGACGCCAAGAACAUCAUCCUUUUCAUUCAGGAUGCGCUGAGUGUGGAGGACCUGUCCAGCCAUCCGUCUGAGUUCCAGGCUGUGGACAAGUGGAUGACUGAGAGCCACUCCCUAUACUUGCCGAAUGUGGAGGAGCCGGGCCACCUCACCCAUGACUUGGCCUCCCACGGUUACAAUGUUGUGUCCUUGGAGCCUGGAGUGCCAGCAGCAGGCCUGGACCUGAAGCAGCAGGACAACAACCUAGUAGUUGUUAAGCUGCCUUCUACUCUCACCAACCCCAGCAGGAGUCAUGCUCUACAGAAAGCAGUUGAAGUAAUGCAGAAUGUCAUCUCCAAGAUUGGUGCAAAGAGGGAGUUUACUUUCAUCUUCACAGGACUGAAGCCAUCUGUGGAGGACACCAGCAGCAAGUAUGACGGACGAGUGCGUGUGCGUCGUGCUGCCGAGAUCCCCCAAGAACAAGGAUUCCACAGCGAGAGUUGUGUCAAGAUGUACUUCAAGCAGAACUUCACUUUUCAGAUCUAUGACAAAACAGGCGAAGUCAAAACCAAGAUUGUUUUUGAUGAUCACUCUUCAACUGAUACUGGACACUGUGAUGGUACAGAUAUUGGUCCAGAGAGGCAUGCCAGCCUUAAUAUGAAGUUUACCAGUGGAGUGGAGCCCUUCACCAAAAUUAUGUUCUCAUUCAACUUCAAGUCUGAGAGAAGCUCAUGGGGACUCAUUAAUGCAGAUGUUCUUCUGAAUAACUCCAAGUCCAGUAACAGUUUGGAGCUGGUGACUCCUGAUAUCUCAGGAAUUCCGGUGGGCAUGUCAUACUCCUGUGCCCUGCCUGUAUACUUUGCAUCCAAUGAUUCUGCUAUAGGAAACAGGAUGGAUGUGACAAUGGAAGGACUUCAGAUGGAGGCAUUCUUUGAUACCAACAACAACAACAGCACCUUUGGUCCAGCCUGGGACUGUGUGGGAUUCUUCACAGUGCCAAUCUGGGCUGGUCUGCUGACAACAUUGCUUUUGCUCCUUAUUCCCUGUAUUGGCCUGUACAUGCUGAGUGACAUCAAGACCAUGGACCGAUUUGAUGACCCCAAGGGACAACCCAUUAUGGUUCCUAAUACUGAGUAAAUAUUGCAUUGAAACAUUUGAGAUAAGGUAAUGAGGUUAUAGCAGAGUUAGCCAGUCAUUAAACUCUGAAGUAAGAACAGUAUUGGUUGUAACUUUGUGAAUGGUAAGCUGUCAGCCACUUCAUUUAUUACUUACACUGAGCAGAUAUUUGCUAUUCAUUGAACUGCUGUGAAAAAUUCUUAUAUUUACUCUAAAUUCAUACUUAGUGAGCAUGUGGGCUCCUUAUAUAUAUGUAUGGCAUGAACCACUGAUAGAUGAAAACAGUGCACUUCCAUUCAGAGCUGAGUGCAUUUAAAGGCAGCUUCCCUUCAGUGAUACAAGGAGACAUCACAAGAUCAGUCCACACUUACCUGAGUCAUGCUGUAAUGAAUUGUUCUUCAAAAAGUAAAGAAAGAAAAGAACAGGUAGUGUGAAAAAUGGAUAUGGCAAAGGUUAGCCAAGGCUGCUGCUUGUUUUAAAUUAAUGGACAAGUCAGACUAAACCAUUACUUUUCUUCAGACUUGUUUUGUAAGAACUUGUGCUUGACUAAUAAUUCGCUGUGGUUUAUUGCCGUAUUGUGUGGUGAUUAAGUUAUAUGUGUUAUGAGGAAACUAUAAACCUUGUUAGGUAUUACAUGAAUAACAAUUGUUAUGUAGUGAACAAAUGUAUAUGGUCUCAGUUUUAAUGGCACCUUCUUUAAAGGGUAGCAAAACACUUUAAGAGAGUAAAUUUUUUGUUAUGUACAUGAGUAAUAUGGAGAUGCCAAUACAGGAAAUACAUAAGUUUCUCUCUCUCUCUCUCUCUCUCUCUCUCUCUCUCUCUCUCUCUCUCUCUCUCUCUCUCUCUCUCUCUCUCUCUCUCUCUCAUUCUUUUCUUUCUAAGACUCAGUCAAUAGAAAGUGUUAGUGUAAAAAUAAAAUAGAAUCUGUACAUAAGAAAACAAUAUACUAGACAAUAGUACAUAGAUUUCAAACUAUAUUACUGCACAAAUGACUGCAAUUGAAUAUAAAAGCAGAUGUCAGAUAUCAUCAUUACUUCAACACUUAAGUUGUAAAUUUUUACUGUACUAUUACAUUGUUUUAUUAGAUAUCAGUGUGGUAAACUAUGUAUGUGUGUGUGUGUAUCAGAAAUGCUGCAUAUUUAUUGGAAUGUGAUGUGGGAUAGUUAUUGUUAGUUAUUAUUUUUCCCUGUGUAGCAAAAACAUUCCAAGCUUUCGUGUUGUGACUAAAUCCUCAGUAUUUGCAGUCCUUCUAACUAUUUCUCUAUUUGAGGUCCAGCUCUCCCUGAAAGGGGUGUUCAAGUCAUCAUCUAUAUCUAAGAAAUACCCAAAUUAUGUAUGUAUGUAUGUAUGUGUGUGCAAUCUGUAAUCCAGUAAUAAAUCACUAAACAGUUGCCAAGCAUUGGGAGAAUCAUAUUUUGAAUGCAUGUAUUCCCUGACAAACUAUUAUUACAUACAAGUAUGAUUUCAUGACAAGAUAUUUUAGUCUAAUAAUUUACUGUGAUUAUCAAAAUAAGAAUACAGAAAAAUUUGGGUAAUUCUUACUUUAUGUAUCAUAUGUACAGUGAUAAGAAAUAUAUGGUGUCGUGAAAU